Messenger RNA from Ambispora leptoticha, 2649 nucleotides. Lineage: Eukaryota; Fungi; Glomeromycota; Glomeromycetes; Archaeosporales; Ambisporaceae. The record is from the annotation of a GenBank genome assembly.
AUGAAUCAACUAGAUAGGCAGCAACACCCAAAAGAUUUACAAUUUCGACUUCCAACUCCGUUGGACUGUAACGAGUUUCAAUUUCCCUUUGAGCCAUAUAGUAUCCAAUAUGAAUUCAUGCAGAAGCUUUAUACUGUCAUUGAAAAAGGACAAGUAGCCAUUUUCGAGAGUCCAACAGGCACGGGGAAAUCGUUGAGCUUGAUCUGCGGCGCAUUGAAAUGGCUUAAUGAUAAUGCAUCGAGGCAUGAGAAUCCAUUGGGAAAUAGCGCAGAAAGUGACACCGCCUCGAAUGAACCGUCUUGGAUAUUGGAAUACCAUCGAGAGCAAAUGCGUGAACGAGAAAAACAAAAAAAACAGGAAUUGGCCAACAGGAUCAGAAGAAUCAGAGAACGUGAGCUUGCUCAACAGAGAACCCCUAGUAGUUUUCUUUCCCGUAAAAAAAUGAAAACCAAACAUGAGAAUGAGUUCCACCAGAUCCAUUGUAAUAAUAACAACAACAACGAGAAUGAAGAAGCACCCGAAGAAUUUGUUCUUGAUGAUUAUAAUAGUGACGAUGAUGACAGUAAAAUUGGAACUAACAAUAAUUUCGGCGAUAAUUAUUCUGCCGAAGUAAAAGAAUUAUUAGCAAGAUUUCAAGAAAAUCAAGAGUUUGAGCUAGAUAGCGAGAAAGUCAAUAAUAAAAACUGGUCGGGAGAAGACGAUGAAGAUGAAGAACCUGAAGAAACAAAGAUUUAUUAUUGUUCUCGAACGCAUUCUCAAUUAUCGCAAUUUAUUCAAGAAGUCCGAAAGACUAGAUAUGAUGAACUGAAGUUAAUUUCUUUGGGUUCUCGAAAGAAUCUAUGCAUCAAUGAAAAAGUUCAGAAAUUGAAAAAUGUAGCACGAAUGAAUGAACAAUGCAUGGAAAUGCAAAAACCCAACACAAAAUCAGAUAAAAAGUGCCCUUACUUUUCCAAAAUUGGAAAAUCGCGCAUGCUGGACUUUAGAGACCAUGCGUUGGCCUUAGUACGUAAUAUAGAAGAACUCGUGGAGGUUGGUCAAAAACUAGAAACUUGUCCUUAUUACGGUACAAGAAAAAGUAUCAAACAAUCUCAGAUCGUAACCCUCCCAUACAAUCUUCUCUUAUCAAAAUCAACUCGCGAGUCGAUGGGGAUUUCAUUAAAAAAUAAUGUUGUCAUAAUCGAUGAAGCCCAUAAUCUAGUAGAGACAAUAACAGCAGUGCACACUGUAUAUGUUGAUCACUCGCAAAUAUCGCGUGCACAAUUACAAUUAACUAGAUAUCUCGAGCGAUACAAAAGACGGUUAAAAGGGAAAAAUAUCGUUUAUAUUCGUCAAAUUUUAGCUUUGUUAGAUGCAUUGACUAAAUGCUUGAAUCAAUGGACAAAAUCAUGUGAGAAUAAGCGAGAUAAAGAAAAUUGCGAGGAAAUUAAGAUGGUAAAUGAGUUUAUGCAUCAUUUAAAUAUUGAUAAUUUGAAUUUGUUUAAACUCGAAAAGUAUUUGAAAAAAAGUAAUCUGGCGCGAAAGCUUAAUGGAUUUAUGGAUAAAAUGGAAUUCCAUGAAGUUAAAAUUCAUCCAAGUAAUGACGAUGUGAAUGAUUAUUCUUCUUCAAUUCCUUGUUUAAAUCAAAUUGAAACUUUCUUUAUGUCAUUGACAAACGGAGAUAUUGAUGGACGUAUCAUCCUUGGGUUCAUGCCGAUUGCAGGCACAUCUAAAUAUCAACCCUAUAUAAAGUAUUUAUUAUUAAAUCCUUCAAAUCAAUUUAAAGACGUUGUGAUGGAAGCAAGAAGUGUGAUUUUAGCAGGUGGAACAAUGGAACCUGUCAAAGAUUUGAUUGAUCAAUUAUUUUCGUAUCUUCCGCCAGAAAAAAUUGAUCGAUUUUCUUGUGGACAUAUUAUUCCUAAAAAAAAUCUAUUAACUUUGGUUGUAUCAAAUGGUCCUACCGGGAUGCCAAUGGAAUUUACCUUUGAACGUCGAACAGAUGAGAAGUUGAUUGAUCAAUUAGGCCAAACCAUCUCCAAUCUUUGCAACAUCAUUCCAGAUGGUAUUGUUUGUUUUUUCGGAUCAUAUGCUUACUUAGAAAAAGUAUAUCUCCGUUGGCAACAGAAUAAUACAUUGGAAAGAAUACAAAAGCGUAAAAAAAUAUUUCGUGAACCUCGUCAAUCCAAUGAAGUCGACAAAAUCUUGCGUGACUAUUCAGCGCACAUUCAUUCGAUACCAGCUGGAUCUAAGAAUGGUGGCGCUUUGCUUUUUUGUGUUGUGGGAGGUAAAAUGAGUGAAGGCAUUAAUUUUGCGGAUCGAUUGGGAAGGGGAGUUCUAAUGGUAGGACUACCAUUUGCAAAUAUGAAUUCUGCAGCACUGAAAGAGAAAAUGAAAUACAUUGAUCAAAAAGGUCAAGAUACACGAUCUGGAGAUCAACAUUCACCUGGGAGAGAGUACUACGAGAAUUUAUGCAUGCGAUCGGUUAAUCAAUCAAUUGGUCGUGCGAUUCGACACAAAACUGACUACGCCACGAUUGUUCUAAUUGACCGACGAUUUAGUACACCUCGUAUUAGACAAAAAUUACCCGGAUGGAUUUGUGAAAAUGUGGUGGAAUGUUCAAAAUUUGGAAAUGUUAUCUGUAAUGUUGCAUCGUUUUUUAGGAAUCGAGAUUAA